Molecule: messenger RNA, 1729 nt
Organism: Patella vulgata (common limpet)
Lineage: Eukaryota; Metazoa; Mollusca; Gastropoda; Patellidae
Exons: 2
Coding region: 44-1729 (561 amino acids)
Source: RefSeq, a predicted model, not a curated record
CUUUGGACCUUAUUAAGUUGUGAUUGAAUUUUUGUACAGGACAAUGUUGAGAGUGAGUGUGUGGUGGGUAUUAAUAUUCACGCUGUUGACGGCGGAAGCAGCAACCUGGCAAGUAGGUCAGCGACCACUGACUUUUGCUGCAUCAAGAUCACAGUCAACGGCUGUUUCGUUACAAAAUGCGGGCUCAAGCGGAAAUGGAAACUCACAUAUCCCCACUCCUAAGCGUCGACCAAACCCCUUUCUACAACGGCUACCCUCAGCGGCGGAAGAAAUCAAACCAAAGGCUACCUUCCCAUCAGAACCGAUGUUCCCAGCCCAGCAUCAGCAAGCCGCCACGGAUACAUUUCAAGGAACUAACACUGCUCCUUAUAGUAUUCAACACACACAUGCAGGAACCGUACACGAGUCCCCUAAUUCGGCUUACAGUCCCCUUCGAACACAGGGGCACAGACCACCAACUCAAGCCGGUCCAGUAAACCAGAAUGGAAUGUCACAACUCAGUGGUCCUGCACUAGCACAAGCAAUAUCAAAAACUAUGCCAGCAAUGCAAAGUCGACAACCAGGUGGCCAAGCAUCGAUAACAUAUCAGAAUCAGAAUCAAAAUCAACAACCAAUGAGUGGCAGUUCGAUAUUUUCAUCACUCCAGCCGGGACAACUCGACCAUUUGAGACAACAACCUGGACAAUCCCAAGUUCAUGUGCAACAGGUGCGACCAGUGAAUGUCCCAGAUUACCAUCCUCAACAACAUUAUCCCCAGCAGACCCACACUCAUAACCAGCCUCAUCACCACCCCCAUUUUACAACAUCUGCUCACCAACAACCAUAUCUAUAUGACCAACCUUUACACAGUUCCAACAGAUAUGCGCCUAUGACGUUAAAUUCGCCAGCAGGUCACGUUCAAAGUCCGAAUUACAAUGAUCCUAAUUCCAAACUAGCCGAUCCUUACGCCGCUCCAGAUGUUGGAUAUGGAGCAUAUCCCAGUGAACAACCACCCGUGGUUAAGUCUUAUCAACAGCCAUAUCAGGCGCAGCAAGCUCCAGCUGCAUUUCAGCAACAGCCCCCUUAUCAACCACCGGUGGGCCAACCUGCAACAGGUCAUCAUCAUCCACCUGCAGAUCAGCCACCUUAUCAGCCGCCAGCCGGUCAACCACCAGUAGGUCAACCACAUUAUCAGCCACCUGCAAGCCAACCACAGUUUCAGCAACCUGCAGGUCAACCACAGUAUCAGCCACCUGCAGGUCAACCACAGUAUCAACCACCCGCAGGUCAACCACAGUAUCAGCCACCGGUAGGUCAACCACAGUAUCAGCCACCGGCAGGUCAACCACCUUAUCAACAACCGCCUGUAGCUCAACCACCAUAUCAACAGCCAAUGCGUCAACCUCAGUAUCAGGCACCAGCUAGUCAAACACAUUAUCAAGACUAUUACCAACAGCCACCACACCACCACCAACCACACGCCCAACACACCUUAGAUCCUAAUGCGGCUGCUCCUCCUCCAAAUUACCCCUCCCCAACUCAGGCAUACCCGGGUCAAUACCCACCGUUGAAUCAACAGCCUUACAUUUCGCCAGAAGCAAAUGGACCAAUACCAAGAAUGCCAACCGGUUAUCAGUCACAACACAAACAGAAUCACUACCAGAUGACUACUCCUUCACCAGGCAAGUAUCUAAAUAUGUUAACUGGGGGUCGGUUUGGAUAUGAUUUAUCUAUCUUAGAUUUUAUUUGA